AAAGGCUGGAGCUCAUUGAUGACGCGGCCCUCACGUGACCAGCAGUCGACGUGUGCAGAAGUCCUUAUAGUCCAGGCCCAGUUCCUCAGUAGCAGCUCAGUCUUGCUAGAGAAGAGUGGUCCUGCUCCUUCCAGGACUCUUGAUCUUUUGGGCGCGCCAUAAAAUCGAGGUGCAAGAAGAGAGGAAAAAUCUUCAGAUACCUACAGGAUUAAUUUCUUCCCAAAAAAAUGCUCAACAUGCAAAAGUCUUGUGAUGAAAACGAAGGAACAACCCAGAACACACCAAAGGCAGAUGAAGGCCAUCCUUCGGAAAAUCCGCCACAGCAGGCAGAAGGAAAUCUUCAGGCUUCUGGAGAAAGUGUGAGGGAGGAAGCUGAUGGAAGCCUUAGAGGAGAGCCUGCUCAAGCCAGCCCAGAACCUAAAGAGGACACUCCUGCAAGGCAUCUGAACCCUGAAGAAGUGAUAAGAGGCGUAGAUGAGCUGGAAAGGCUUAGGGAGGAGAUAAGAAGAGUAAGAAACAAGUUUGUGAUGAUGCAUUGGAAGCAAAGACAUUCCCGAAGCCGUCCUUACCCUGUGUGCUUCAGACCUUGAACUCUUUUCUCUGAUACUGAGAUCUGGCUGCUGCUUUCUUUCUCUUAGCAUUUUCUGAUGUAUCUUUGAACUCCAUUAUACUUUUAAUUACCUGGUGGUUAUUUUCUUUUAGGUAGUUGUCGUUACCAGCAUCUCAUUGGAUUUUGACCCAUUUUUCCACGUUUGUUUUUCAGUUGGAAAGUUUCACACUUAUGCAUGGAAAUGUGUUCGUUCCAUAUGAAACAAUUAAAGAGCAAAUUUUAAGGCAGCAUAUUUAGGAUCAGCUCACAUAUAUAGGAAAAUUCCUAAUUAUGUGUGUACAUGUAUAAUUAUACGUAUCUCAAAAAAAUUAUCAGUGCUCAUUUUGUGUGGUGUGUUUUAAUUUUGCCUUUUGCUUAUGUGUAUUUUUAAUGACUGUGUCUCACAAAGAACUGCAGAUUUUUUUUAACAAGUGGGAGUUAAUUAAAAUUAAUUUGUAACCAGCUUGUAGAGGCAAUAAAGACACUAAACCCUUGAUGAAGAACUAUUAAAAAGAAAUGUCAACCUGGAAUUACCUCUGGAUUUCUUAACCAGAGGAAUAAAACUGGCAAUCAUU
This is a messenger RNA of Acomys russatus (golden spiny mouse), 1164 nucleotides long. RefSeq names its product transcription elongation factor A like 8 (gene Tceal8). The transcript is spliced from 3 exons. The coding region runs from base 228 to 590 and encodes 120 amino acids. The record is from RefSeq and is a predicted model, not a curated record. Lineage: Eukaryota; Metazoa; Chordata; Mammalia; Rodentia; Muridae.